GAACUAUUGGAAUGUGAUUUAAGAGAUAGUGUAAAUGAAUCGACUGUCAAUACUAGCCAAAUGGAAUUUGUUGAACAAUCAGAAAAAUCUUCUGACUCAUUUGAACCUAUUUCCGGAUAUUGCAAUAUGCAAUUAGAUGAAGUAAAUGAUACUAAUUUGCUAAUCAAUGAAGUGAUUGAUCUUUCAAAUCUAGCCUUUGUAGGCAAUAACAAUUCAUUUAUCAAAAGUCAAAGUAUGGUAUCAAAUAAUAAUACACAAUGA
Molecule: messenger RNA, 261 nt
Organism: Racocetra fulgida
Lineage: Eukaryota; Fungi; Glomeromycota; Glomeromycetes; Diversisporales; Gigasporaceae
Source: the annotation of a GenBank genome assembly